AUGGAGAUCACCAUUAGAAAUGUGCGACCUGUCACUUCAAUACCCAUUACUCUAUCGACAGCAGAUGAUUUCUCAAAAUUUACCACAGUAGUUAACGAUACGGAUCUUCAGUUCUGGAAAGCAUCUGAGAAUCCAUUUUCUGCUACAUGGCCAGCAAUCUAUGAUUGGAACGAUAUCACAGACUACAUAAGUAAUACAACCACUGAUGCUACUAAGUCUUCAAAAAUGGUUAAAACACAACGUGAAGGGUCGCUGUCACAAAAACCAUCAGAAUCAAUCGUAAGAAUUGCUAUAACUAAUGAAAGAAAUCAAAAUAAAGUCGAAAUUAGUAAUAUUGCUGCCAGCAAUAUGCAACGAACAGCACCUGUUAACGACAUUUUUAAUUUUCCAACUACUGCCACUGCUAUUACUGAAGAAACGAAUCGCUAUAUUUUGAACGAUAAAACCACACUUAAUAAACCGACUGCUAGCUUUAAUAUUAAUAAUUUUGGUUCUACUGAAACAGUACUAGCAUCAGAAGAAGCCACAAGUGAUCAACAUUUAUUAGCUUUAAAGCAAAAUUUCAAAGAUUCAUUAAAUGAUAUACAACUUUAUGUAUAUGAAAAACUAAAUAAUGAGAACAAACUUGUUCUAAAAGACAUUGUUCAAAGAAAUAUAAAAAUAAUUAGUCAGUUAAUACGAAAAAAAUUAGAAAAGGGUUUGCAAUAUUCAGAGAGUAAUUAUUUCGGAAUAGACCCGAUCAAGCCAGGAAGAAAAAUUUUAAGUGGAUUAGCUCAGGUUCAGAAAUCGUUUUUCACUUUCCCUAAUGUAAAUGAUCGAAACUAA
Messenger RNA from Thelazia callipaeda (thelaziosis nematode), 825 nucleotides. NCBI's taxonomy places the organism in Eukaryota, Metazoa, Nematoda, Chromadorea, Rhabditida, Thelaziidae. The record is from the annotation of a GenBank genome assembly.